AUGUCGUCCUCAUCCUUUAACCACGUCAACUUCACCCCGGCUGCCGGCACGCCACCGAAUGUGGAGGCGGCCAUCCGCAGCAGCAGCAGCUUCACCAUCCUAGCGCCGCCCAAGUCAGAUAUUUACGCGCAACCGGUGCCGCCGGUCACGCACGACUACAACGCGCCAGCUGUCUUUCGCCGCAUCCCCAAGACCAGCUUCGUGUCGGCGCAGCUGACGAUCGCCGGCGCCUGGCAGCACCAGUUUGAUCAAGGCGGCUUCCUCUUCACGCUGCCGACGAAGGACAAUCCGAAUCCGGACGCGGUCAGCGGUGCCGUCCACGCCAGCCAUCCGGCCUGGAUCAAGGCUGGCAUCGAGACCAACGACGGCUUCCCCUGCGUCAGCAUCGUCGCCCGCGCUCACGGUGGCUGGUGUGACUGGAGCCUGCUGCCGCUCUUUGAUGCGCCCGUCAGCGCCAACACUGUCACGUCCGCUACCCUCGCGUUCGAGCGCUAUCACAACGCCCUCAAGAUCUUCCUCGUCCGCGGCCACGGCGCCGACGCGUCCCGCUCACUCAUCCGCAAGGUGCCCUGGGUCUUCCUCGACAACGUACCUGAGCUCGGCCAGGACGUCCUCGUCGGCGUCUACGCUGCUCAGCCGGACCCUGAGAACGAGUCCUCCGGCAAGUCGUUUGAGGUCACCUUCUCCGGCUUUCAGAUCCACACCACGGAAUAUGGUGCAUAG
Grosmannia clavigera kw1407 is the source of this 723-nucleotide messenger RNA. RefSeq lists its product as uncharacterized. Bases 1 to 723 code for a protein of 240 amino acids. The record is from RefSeq and is a predicted model, not a curated record. The transcript has a single exon. NCBI's taxonomy places the organism in Eukaryota, Fungi, Ascomycota, Sordariomycetes, Ophiostomatales, Ophiostomataceae.